Sitophilus oryzae (rice weevil) is the source of this 4487-nucleotide messenger RNA. RefSeq lists its product as uncharacterized. NCBI's taxonomy places the organism in Eukaryota, Metazoa, Arthropoda, Insecta, Coleoptera, Curculionidae. The transcript has 10 exons. Gene Ontology annotation, molecular function: protein binding. The record is from RefSeq and is a predicted model, not a curated record. Bases 363 to 4202 code for a protein of 1279 amino acids.
GCAGUCCCCCAAAGAGAUGAAAACGGUUUGUUGGUCACAAUCUCUCUGCGGAGAGCCUCUCAGUUUAUGUUGGAAUAUUUCUGUGAUAAAUGUCUUCGUUGUUGUGCUCCUAGUUAUUCUAUGUGCGGAUAUCAUUAUUGUUAGUUUUUUUCUCUUUAGUAAAUGCUAAAUGUUAAAAGUGUACGGUGUACACGUGAAAACACGCGUUAUUUCAUUAUUAAACGUUAAACCGUUAUCGUUUGUAUAGUCGUGGACUGAAGAAUGCCAGUUUUAAAGUAUGUUUUGUUUAUUAUUUUCUUAAAUAUGUUCGCUCAGUGUUAAUGAAAUAGGAUUAAAUCAGAAAAGGAACUGAAUAUGUUAAAAUGUCCCAGAAAGAAAACGACGCGUUUGUAACUGUUGUUUCUGUCAGUUCAAACAUGGUACCCGAGCCAACUACAUCCAUAAAAGAGCCCAACAAAUCUGACUACGUCACAGUCUUAACUAUAAACGAUGAAGAUAUCAAAUCCAUCACUGACGUAACAGAAGAAGUCGUAGUUUACAGACUACCAGGCGAAAGACUAGGUUUUGGCUUGAAAUUUGAAGGCGGAACUAAAGCUCAGGAAUGUGUUAAAAGACUCUUCAUUCAAUCUUGUGCUUCAGACAGUCCUGCUUCUAGAGUGGAGAGUUCUUGGGGGAAGCUAGAAGAAGGAGAUGAAAUCAUACAGAUCGAUUCAGUUCCUGUCAACCACAUGACCAGAAUUGAUUGCGUGAGGUGCUUGAAAGAAUCCAGUAUGACCAUAAAACUUCUUGUGAAACAUUCCUUUACUUCCUUCCCCAAACAAAAUUACUCUGUUAUAAUUAACACUGAGGAAAGGAAACCUCCUCUGGUUCCACCUAGGAAACAUCACAGGAAACUACUAAAGAAUAACCAGAACAAUGAAGCAAGUCAUGAGAAUAUUAUUCCAGUAUUUAAGCAAGAUAAGACUACAAGACUGCAGUCACCUAGGAAUAGUUUUAGGAAGAAAUACUCUCCGGAUUUAGCCAGGAGAUUGUCAGAUGCCAGUUUUGGGCCUCCGGAUGCUGAGGUUUAUCUGGAUUUAAUAUCUCAAGAAUCUACUCAGAGUCUUAGUGAAUCUGAUGACACUGGAAGCAGCAUAUCUACUGUACUAGACAGAUUUGCCUCAUUUCCAACUACAACAACAUCAAGUUUCGCGGGUAGCCUUCCAUCAACACCAACUUCAAUCCAAAGGCACUUAGAUCUGUCCUACAUAAUAAACGAAUUCGAUGAUGACGAUUUGUUCCCUAUGAUCGACAAAAAAUCAUCUAAAUCUGCGUUAGUUGAAGAAAACAACAAUGUCAUUAAAAGUUCUUCUGAAGAAAAUAUUAAAUUGUCUCAGGAAUUGGAAGUACUUCAAGCCACCGACGAUGUAGACUCGGCCAGCAGCAAUUUGGAAAGUAUUGAAAUCGCGAAAAUCCCAGUAGUAACUCCUAGAACUAGAAAUGUAAACAAUAAACCAAUAAUAAGCAAUGACAUGGAUAACACUUUACCAAGACUGGUCAAUUUUGUACCUAAGAAAGAACUAGAUGAUAAAAUAGAGUUUCUGAAGAAGCAGUUUGAAAGAUCUGAUCACGAUGACGAUCUGGAUUACGAAAUUGAUGAUGAUGAUUAUUCCAGGGACGAAAUACUCGAGUACAGCAGGGGAAUGGACCUAUCGAAUUCAAAAUGGAGCUUCUCAUCACAUCUAUCUACUAUAGGGGAAGAUGAUGAAGACCAGAAGAGUUACAAGUCUAGUGCAAAAUAUGGGUUUCCUAUCAUAUCGACAUCACCUUUUGGUUCAGUCACCAAUAUUUCUGGUGAUCAAAUAGAAAAUGACUCUAACGAGGAAUUUGAUAAUGAUAACUCAAGUCAUAUGGAAGCUCCUCCAAGUGGUUUUCGGCAACCUCCCGACGGACACGAGUUUCCUGAUUUUAUAGAACAUUCAAAAUCACCGUCGUAUGUCGAAGACGCGUCCUAUAAGUUAGAUCCCGUAGAAUGUUCCCCAGGCUAUCCAAGCCUGGGCGUUGACAAAUUCUUGAGCAACUCAAACGUAGACUUGAGCGAGAAAAUCCGGGAUCAUGACGAAGAAACCGCUUAUUACAGACCCACAAACUUGCUUUAUACGAAAUCCUUAAGUCUGACGGAUAUGUCGGUUUAUGGAAAGGAAAAAUCUUCUAGUCAGAGGAGGCGGUUAUCUAAACUGAAAGGGUUAGUUAUUCCUGAAACUCCUGAAAAUGAACAGAUACCUCAAGUGAAUAUUCCUGAAAUCAAAAGUAUUACGACGUUACCCAUUAAUAUAGAAACAGAGAGAAAAGAGAGUUAUCAGGCUAUUAGAAAAACGCCAAGUCCUCCCAUAUCGUCCAUUGUUCUGCCUUCCUGGACAGCUAAUACAAACCUUCCUAAAUAUUCGCCAGCUUUUAAAAGGAAAAGCUUACACGUUUAUCCAGCAACUUUAUCAAAACACUCUGACUCUUACAGCGAAGAGGGUAGCUUAGAAGACUAUGUCAGCAGCACUCAGUCAAGACACAGCGAUGAUUUAAAAUCAUUAGAAAGCAUCUCAUCACCGACUCGCUCAGAUUACAACUUUGAAUACAUUAGUUCGAAAAUCACGACAAUCAAAGAUAACAAAGAUCACAUAGACAGUGAUAACGACUCAGCUGUCAGUUCUAGCCAGUCGAGCUUCAAUUCCAGAAGCUCUCCCCCUCCUUCUUAUGUACCAGAUGAGAAAUUAAUAUCUUCAGAGAAGAUCGACCGUCCUUUCAAUCUUGAAUCUAUAAAUAGGAAAAAUAUAUUAUCCGAUGCUAAAUGCAGAAGCGGUCAAGACACGAAGGUACCUUCAAUUAUUGAGAAAAUUAAUUUAAUAGAAGGACGUCAGAAGAAGGAACAAGAAAACAACAUUAGUAAUGAAAUCUUGCUGCAAGACGCCAUAUUGGACGAGCUAGUUAUAAGAAAUGUUCAAGAUAAACCAAUAGUAGUUAACCAGCCUGUAGUUUUAGAGGUCAUGGACGCCAAAGAAGUUGUUCAAUCGAAUAAAGCUCCUGAAUUAUCCAGUAUGUAUAAUAAUAAUAUCAAACCAGUUCCAACCAAAAGGACUCUAGCUCCAACACCAACAGUCAGAGAACGCAAACUGAUAAACGAAAGGCAAUUUGAAAAUAACCAAAAUAAGUUUCUGAGCGACAAAAAUAACUUAAAAUCGUUCGAAAAACAGAAAGCACAAGGUGGAGUUCAAAGUCUGAGGGCCAAUUUCGAAAAAAGAAAUCACUCUGAACCAGUGCAUGUACCUAAACCAAUCAGACCUGUUGUGACUCUUAGAAGAACCGAAGAAGUAUCUUCGUCGAAAAAUAACGAACUAAAAGCUGCUAUUAGGUCUAAAUUUGAAAAAACGCCAGCUCCUUUAGUUGAAUCAAGACGUGCAUCAACGGGUGGACACGCUGUAAAUGGCGGGACUCCUAUUGCAUCUUCAUUUAUAAGAAAAGAGUCUUUAAAGCCGUCUGUUCUAAACUUGCCAAGUUCAGUACCAGCCAGUCCACAAGUGUUAUCUCGCAAUGAGUUAGUUACAGUAGAACUAGUGGUCAAUCCAACCGAUGGACCUUUAGGUGUAGUUGUUAAAGGGGGUGUUGAUCAGGAAAACACGAAUAUAAUAAUUAAUAGAAUUAGAUAUGGUAGUAUUGCGUAUAAAGAUGGUCGACUGAAAAAAGGAGACAAAAUCAUUUCAAUUAAUGGUAAACCCACAAAUGAAAUGUCAAAUUCAGAUGCAACAGAAAUAUUAAAGGGUAACUACAAAAAAUUCUCAAUAGUAAUUGAGGAAUCAAAUGAUACAUUACCAAUUUCUCCAUUAUCUAAAAAAUCAUCGUCGUUACUAUCACUGACAUCCGAGACAAAAGAAUCAGUUAUAAGCCUGGAUCUAGAGAAUAAGCAACCUACUAAUUCUGUCACAAUAGUAAAAGAUGCUUCUGGUUUAGGAUUUAGUAUUGAAGGUGGAAAAGAAUCACCAAAAGGAGAUGUACCAUUGGUUGUUAAAAAGAUAUUUGCAGGAGGGGCAGCUGAUAAAUGUGGACAACUGAAAGUUGGAGAUGAAAUUAUCGCAAUCAAUGGCACAAGUUUUCAAAACUUAACCCGUAUAGAAGCCUGGUCCCAAAUGAAAAAAAUGCCUGAUGGACCAAUAAAAAUUGACAUCUUCAGAUAAUGUGAUAUAAUUACCAUAUAUGUUUUUCUUAGCUGUGUGUAUUGCCAUUUGUUAUUAUUUAUUUGAUAACUGUUAUUCUUUAUUACAUUUUGUAUAUAAUUAUUUUUGCCUACAUCUGGGUAAUAUGUUAAAGUUUUUAUUUAUUUUUCUAAAAAUUAAAUUAUAUGUAGUUUUAGUUUUCCCAUCUUUUUAUAUAAAUUAAAGCUGCUAUGUAUUUAAAUAAAAUAAAUGUUGUAAAACCCUAAUAGAAACUUAAAUUUAAUAUACACUUAUUACAGAUCAUAA